AUGCCGCCCUGCGUGGUUGACCUCGUUUAUGGCACCAUGGAGGCGCACAUGAUUCAUGAGGAUGCGGAUGUGCUGGGGUGGCUGGUGCUGGACAUCGCGGACGCUUUCUGGACGUUGGGCCUGCGGCCGAGCGAGCGCAAGUUCUUCGCUGGCAAGCUGCGUGGUAAGUGCUACAUAUCUCACCGGCUUGCGCAGGGCAGCCGGGGGGCACCUCUUGCUUGGUGCCGCUUCUUCGUUCUGGCCAUGCGCCUGACCGCGGCGAUGUUCGACGCGGCGGAGCUGAGCGCGAAGGCGUGCGUGGGCGACCCGGCCCUCGCUAGCGCAGGCGCAGGGGAGCAGCGAUCCAGGAUCAAGGCAAUCGUAGUUCUCGCCUGGCGCGCGUUGAACUUGGACCUAUCGUUCCGGAAAGGGCAGGGCGACGCAGUCAGCGAGCUCAAAGAGAUCAUAGGCAGCAUCCUGGAGACCAACGUGGUCAGUACGCAGUCGCUGCGCGCCUCAACGCCGCGAGGCGGCGGCCCCGGUCCACCGUCGCCGCGCGCGGGGGCAACAUCACUAAUUAUGUUGACCAUGGUCCUCCGCUUGAAGAGCUCCAGCCGGGGCUUGAACAUCAUCGCCAGGGAGCUGGCGCUGGAGCUGGCCGAGGCUGCGCAUAGGCCUUUGGUCGCCGAGCAUAUUCCUGGCGCGGCCAACGUGCUGGCCGACGUUUUGAGCCGCGCCGCCGACCCGUCCAAGCCGCGGGCGUUGCCGCCGGCGCUGCGCGAGGCCAGCCGCGCGCGCGCCCCCGCUCGCGGCCGCUCGAGGCAUCGAGCGCUCAGCCCCCCGCCCGCCUCGCCCGCGGCAGCGGGGCAGUCUGAGCCGGGGCUCCUGCAGA
Prorocentrum cordatum is the source of this 871-nucleotide messenger RNA. NCBI's taxonomy places the organism in Eukaryota, Dinophyceae, Prorocentrales, Prorocentraceae. The record is from the annotation of a GenBank genome assembly.